Messenger RNA from Aegilops tauschii subsp. strangulata, 995 nucleotides. NCBI's taxonomy places the organism in Eukaryota, Viridiplantae, Streptophyta, Magnoliopsida, Poales, Poaceae. The record is from RefSeq and is a predicted model, not a curated record.
CUUGGUUCAAAGAAGGUUCAUGUUGUGAUUCUGUGGAUAAUAACAUGUGUGAGAGUUUUAACAACUGGAUAGUAGAGUACAGAGGGUUGCCUAUUAUCAGCAUGUUUGAAGCAAUUAGAGCAAAGGUCAUUGUAAGAAUUCAAGUAAACAGAGCAAUGCCUGCAAAAUGGAAUGGAACUAUUUGUCCUAAAAUUAUAAAAAAGGUCAACAAGCUGAUAUAGCUUACGGAUAAGUGUGAGACAAUAUGGAAUGGAAAAGAUGGAUAUGAGGUGAAACUAGGGAAGCAUGGUUUCAAAGUUGACAUGGAAGCUAAAACAUGUUCAUGUAGAUAUUGGCAACUGUCUGGAAUUCCAUGUGUUCAUGCUCUUGCAGCAUCUCAAUGUGGUCCUGAUGACAUUGUUUCACUCAUUGCAAGCUGCUACACAAUUGAAGCUUACAACAGGACUUAUGAGCAUUGCUUGAUGCCAAUGGAAGGCAUGCCUAGCUGGCCUGUGUCUGACAGACCAAGGCCAGCUGUUCCAGGCUAUGUGCAAAUGCCUGGGAGACCUAGGACUGAGAGAAGAAGAGGUGCAGAUGAGCCUCCAAAACAUCCACACAAGCUUUCAAAAAUUGGAAGAAAAGGUAAGUGCAGUCUGUGUGGACAACCUGGGCACAACAUGAGAAAGUGCACAAGUAAUCCCAACAGGGGGAAAUACAAGAAUAAGAAGAGAAAGAAAGAGACAAAGCAAAAUGAACCAAGAACAUCACAGAGAGUCACUAAGGGAACAUCUACAGGGGACAGGGCACAAUCUUCACAACAGGGCACCCAGCAACAUUCUUCACAUCAAGGCACACAACACCAAUCUUCACAGCAGGGCACCCAAACCAAACCUACAAGUGGAAGGGCCCCUAAACAAGUCAACAAAACUGCACCUAAAGCUAAAAUGUGCAAAAGACUAGGAGCAACUUCUAGGCAGAGGAGGACCGUGAGCAUGUUUGAUGAACUUAGGAGUUAG